AUGUUACUAACCAAAUUCUCAUUUCUUCUCCUUCUAAUUUUCCUCUUUUCUUCAUUCCAGCACCAUCUAAAUGCUCAAUAUCCAGUUGUUGCUGGAGGAGGUGCAGCCUCUGGUGGAGCCAUUGGCCCAAGUGGAGCCUCCUAUCUAACACAAGGUGGUACACUCGAUAAGUACAAUUCAGAUACGCUCGCCUAUAAGGAUAAGAUUCAAGUCAUGAUGUUUGUGCCAUUUGUGGCUCAAUCAAGUGGAUACAGACAACCUUCCAUGUAUGGUGGUAAUGCUUAUGGUUCCUAUGGAUAUCCAUAUGGUGGAGGAUAUUAUGGAUCGUCACCUUAUUAUUAUCAACCUGGAAGUAAUUAUCAAAGUGUUCAAACACCAGGUGGAGUGGCUUACAGUUCUAAUUAUGGUUAUCCUUCGUAUGGAAAUGUGGCUAAUGGAGGAGCAUACCGUUAUUAG
Molecule: messenger RNA, 456 nt
Organism: Naegleria gruberi
Lineage: Eukaryota; Heterolobosea; Eutetramitea; Acrasida; Naegleriidae
Exons: 1
Coding region: 1-456 (151 amino acids)
Source: RefSeq, a predicted model, not a curated record